AUGGAUCUCCAAAACCAAUUGACAGGCGAUUGGAGCUCGUAUUUUUCCAAUCAGCCACCAGUGGGGUUUGACGCAAGUGCAAACCGUCAUCUUCUCUGCAGUGAGUUGAGAGGCAGCUCUGUCAGGCUGGAGGACAAUUCAGAUCCAUACUGCAGCAUAUGGAAAGACGCAGAGCGAGCAAGAGUCAAGAGUUGUAACAGUCGGUCAUUUGCCAUGGACGCUAGAAUAAGACUCAAUAAUUUGAAGUCAGGGUGUAAUUCACUUUUGCCUUGCUGUGCCACAGAUGGGAUGUUGUACAACUAUAACUGUCAAAAAGACCUCUGGGACAGGGAAGAGCCAGAGGAGGAAGAGUCUGCUUUGGACUCGGUGGAGCUCCUUGAUGUAGAGGACGAUGUGCGGGAUGAAGAGAGCUGUGUUCCUCACAGGUUGUAUGAGUCUUCAAAGAAACAGGUGUUUGUGGAGAGAAGUGAGUCUGCUCUCAGAUGGUGCCGACAUGUCCUGGAUAACCCCAGUCCUGAGAUGGAGGCGGCCUGUCGCUCACUUAUAAAUAGGCUGGAUCAAAGAUCAAUCUGUCAGUUCUACAGAGCUCCUGCAGUUUUCCAUCAUAAUAUCGGCUCCUUUACGGACAAAACAUCUGUCAGCACAACACACAAUGUCUCUGACAGGCCAGAUGACUCCAUAACCACAAGCUACAGACUGCAGAACAUCACAGAUGUCCACAUUAUGGCUCGUCUACAGGAAGCCAGUUUAAGACAGGACUAUGUUUCAACGCCUGCCGGGAGAAGCCCCGAGUCCUCACCUGGUCAACCGUCACUGAGCUCUUCCCCUCGCCAGUCACCAACAUCAGCAGCUAAGCAGGGCUGCCAAAGUCCCAAACUGGCCAGACUUCACCAGCAAGUCACCCAGUUCAAGCUGCUGAAACUCGCUCAGAAUCAAGCAACAUCACCAGGCAGGACCAGGUCGCCCAUGAGGACCAGCCUCCGCUCCCUCCAGGCUGUUAGGAACAGCCGAAGUCUAGACACUGACGACUGCCAAUCUGCUGACCCAGUCCCUUACCCACCAUCCGCGCCCAUGAACCACAACAGGUUGUUGAACUCAGUGAGAGUCUCCUCCGACAGGACCACGGCCGUGCUGAGGUCUCAGUCCCUCAGCCCCAGCAGGAUCCCUCACCCGGCUAAGGGGUACCUGCCUGUUCAUGGACGUGUUUUUGCCUCAACUGACCGAUCAACCAGCGUAGCUUGGGGCAGAAAUGUUCCUUUCACUCAAAGGUGA
Anarrhichthys ocellatus (wolf-eel) is the source of this 1272-nucleotide messenger RNA. Its product is annotated as SLAIN motif-containing protein-like. Gene Ontology annotation, cellular component: microtubule plus-end. The transcript is spliced from 8 exons. The record is from RefSeq and is a predicted model, not a curated record. Gene Ontology annotation, biological process: positive regulation of microtubule polymerization; cytoplasmic microtubule organization; microtubule nucleation. The coding region runs from base 1 to 1272 and encodes 423 amino acids. Lineage: Eukaryota; Metazoa; Chordata; Actinopteri; Perciformes; Anarhichadidae.